Messenger RNA from Arachis duranensis, 1524 nucleotides. RefSeq lists its product as uncharacterized. Gene Ontology annotation, molecular function: nucleic acid binding; zinc ion binding. The coding region runs from base 1 to 1524 and encodes 507 amino acids. NCBI's taxonomy places the organism in Eukaryota, Viridiplantae, Streptophyta, Magnoliopsida, Fabales, Fabaceae. The transcript is spliced from 3 exons. The record is from RefSeq and is a predicted model, not a curated record.
AUGGCGGCGAUGGCGAAUCUCGCUAACACCAUGGAAGCUAAUGCUGCUGCGACUCUGCAAGCAGUGCAGAGAUUGGGCCAACCGACUGGAAAUGGCAACGGAAAUGGGAAUGGCGAAGGGAAUACCAAUGAUAAUACUGAGGGUAACAGCGAUAACACAGGAGGAGUUCUGAUGACCUUGGCGAUGUUCCUCAAGCUAGCGGGAGAGGCCCAUCCCUGGUGGCAAGCUGAGUGUCGUUUGCUACAGCUUCAGAACACCGACAUUCCAUGGGAGGUGUUCCAAACGGCUUUCUACAGGAAAUACUUUCCUGAGUCUGCAAGGCAAGCAAAGGAGAUGGAGCUAAUGCAGCUGAAGCAAGGUUUCAUGUCUGUGGCAGAGUACACCAACAAGUUCAAAGAGCUUUGUAGGUUUUCUCGGGUAUGUCAGGGUGACCCAGAGACUUUCGAGAGCUGGAGGUGCAUUAAGUACCAAAAGGGCUUGAAGGACAACAUUAUGACUGCUGUGGCUCCUAUGAAGAUCCGUGUCUUCUCCGACUUGGUGAACAAAGCAAGGGUAGUGGAGGAGUAUGCCAAGACAGUGGCGGCAUCUAAGGACACUCAUGGAGGGAGGUCUAGUCGUGGGCGUGGCAAGUAUUUUCAUCCUAGAGGACAAAGCUUCAAAAGAGGGGGAUAUACUCCUCAAGGCCAAGGGGGCUUCAGAAAGAACAAUCAGAAUCAGUUUCAGUGGUUGCUCAAGUGUGGGUUACCUGGCCACAUUGCGAGGGAUUGCCCUCGUGGGAAGAAUCAGAAUGCAGGCCAGAGUCAGCAUCAAGGUCGAGUCUUUGCUGUGAAUGCCAAGGAUGCUUCCAAGGCGGAUCCUUUGAUGAAAGGUAUAUGUCUAAUUGGUGAUAAAUCCUCAGUUGCAUUAUAUGAUACUGGAUCUUCGCAUUCGUUUAUUUCAUUUGCUAAAGUUGAGGAAUUAUGCUUGAAAGUAUCAGAGUUACCUUUUGAUCUACAUGUACAUACUCCGCAUCAAACAACUAUGACUAGGUCAGGCUGUAGACAAGUAGGUUUCAAGCUUGAGGGUAGAGACUUUGUACACGAUUUGAUCUAUUUACCAAUGGUGGGGCUGGAGAUUAUUUUGGGGUUUGAUUGGUUGUCGAAGAACCGGAUUUUGUUGGAUUGCUUUGAACGGACAAUUCAGUUUAUGCCGGAAGGAAAAAAUGGAGCAGUGGUAGCUACAGGGUAUUACCUGAACUCUGUAAUGGUACAUUAUAGUGGGGAGGAGUGUCAGGGUUAUAUUCUGUUGGCUUCUAAUGCGUUGGGCGAUGCCCAGAACUUAGAUCAAAUUCCGGUGGUUAGAGAUUUUCCAGAAGUGUUCCCGGAAGAUAUCCCUGAGUUCCCACCUCAAAGGAAAAUUGAGUUUGCGAUUGAUUUGGUGCCAGGAGCCGGACCAGUAUCGAUUGCACCGUAUAGAAUGGCUCCUAUAGAGCUGGCAGAGCUAAAGACUCAGUUGGAAGAGCUUCUGAAUAAGAGGUUCAUUUGA